Messenger RNA from Tinamus guttatus (white-throated tinamou), 1626 nucleotides. RefSeq names its product formimidoyltransferase cyclodeaminase (gene FTCD). The record is from RefSeq and is a predicted model, not a curated record. Gene Ontology annotation, molecular function: folic acid binding; transferase activity. Lineage: Eukaryota; Metazoa; Chordata; Aves; Tinamiformes; Tinamidae.
AUGGCCAAGCUGGUGGAGUGUGUCCCCAAUUUUUCGGAGGGGAAUAACAAAGAGGUGAUCGAGGUGCUGGGACAAGCCAUCUCCCGGACACCCGGCUGCCUGCUGCUGGAUGUGGAUGCCGGCCCCUCCACCAACCGCACUGUCUACACCUUUGUGGGGAUCCCAGAGGCUGUUGUGGAAGGGGCACUGAGUGCAGCUCGAGCAGCUGCACAGCUCAUUGACAUGAGGCAGCACAAGGGUGAACACCCUCGCAUGGGGGCCCUGGACGUGUGCCCCUUUGUGCCAGUGAGGAACGUGAGCAUGGAGGAGUGCGUUGCCUGCGCCUGCAGCUUCGGGCAGCGCUUGUCCACGGAGCUGGGGGUUCCUGUUUACCUGUACGGAGAAGCAGCGCGGCAGGAGAGCAGGAAAUCCUUGCCAGCCAUCCGCGCCGGGGAGUACGAGGCGCUCCCCGAAAAGCUUGCGAAACCAGAGUGGGCUCCCGAUUUUGGACCCCCCACCUUUGUGCCCCGGUGGGGAGCCACAGUGACAGGGGCCCGCACCUUCCUCAUCGCCUACAACAUCAACCUGCUCUGCACCAAGGAGUUGGCUCACCGCAUCGCCCUCAACAUCCGCGAGCAGGGCCGCGGCGCUGAGCAGCCCGGGCGCUUGAAGAAGGUCCAGGGCAUAGGCUGGUAUUUGGAGGAAGAGAAUAUAGCCCAGGUUUCCACAAACCUCCUGGACUUUGAGACCACACCACUCCAUGAAGUCUACGAGGAGGUGUGCCAAGACGCAGAGGCGCUGAAGCUCCCUGUGGUGGGGUCACAACUGGUAGGACUUAUUCCCAAAAAGGCCAUGCUGGAUGCAGCUGAGUUUUACAUCAAGAGGGACAAACUUUUCAUUCUGGAGGAGGAACACAAGAUAAGGCUGGUGGUCAGCCGCCUGGGCCUGGAUUCACUGUCUCCGUUUAACCCCCGGGAGCGCAUCAUUGAGUACCUGGUGCAGGCCGGAGAAGCGGCCAGGGGUCUGGUGGCCAAGCCGCUGGGGGCCUUCGUGCGAGCGGUCGGCGAGCGGUCGGCAGCGCCGGGAGGAGGCUCUGUGUCUGCAGCCGUGUCUGCGCUGGGAGCUGCGCUGGGCUGCAUGGUGGGGCUCAUGAGCUAUGGGAAGCGGCAGUUUGAGGAGCUGGACGCUGUCAUGAGGAAGCUGAUCCCCCCCUUCCACCAGGCCAUGGAUGAGCUGGUGGCCAUGGUGGAUGCCGAUUCCCAUGCCUUCAGCAGCUACAUGGAAGCUAUGAAGCUGCCAAAAAACACCGCUGGUGAGAAGGUGAGGCGCGCAGCCGCCCUGCAGCAGGGGCUGAAGGCGGCGGUGGAAGUGCCCUGUGCCCUGGCAGAGAAGGUGAGCGGGCUGUGGCCCGCGCUGCAGGAGCUGGCACGCCACUGCAACCUGGCCUGCAAGUCUGACAUCCAGGUGGGAGCCAAGAUGCUGGAAGCUGGUGUGUUUGGUGCCUAUUGCAAUGUCAUGAUCAAUCUCAAAGACAUAACGGAUGAGCAGUUCAAGCAAGUGAUGUCCCAGAAGGUCUCUGGUCUGUUGGACGAGGCAAAGCAGAACUUGGAGCUUGUGCUGGCGCUGCUGGAGAAGCGGUCAGCAUGA